Molecule: messenger RNA, 4059 nt
Organism: Grus americana (Whooping crane)
Lineage: Eukaryota; Metazoa; Chordata; Aves; Gruiformes; Gruidae
Product: radial spoke head 10 homolog B2-like
Exons: 20
Coding region: 879-3608 (909 amino acids)
Source: RefSeq, a predicted model, not a curated record
GUUGUGAGGCGAGGGGCGGCGGCCUGGGGCGGUGGGGAGCUCCGUGGGCUGGUGGGGCUCCCUUGCGGGCGGGAAAGGCUUCCAGCACCAGUCUGCCCUCGCUCUCCCACUCGGGCCCUUCGCGCAGUUGACCUGAUACUGUAAUUGCCCGAGUGGAACGAGGCGGCGGCUGGAAGCAAACAGUGGUGAGAACAUGGCGGUUGCUUGAGGCUGUCCCUGUCAGCCCUCACCACUGCAGCACGCGGAUUUGAUUCUUGUGUUACAAAACAGUGAUGAUCAGUCUGUGAAACGAGUGGGAAUUAUGAUUGCAGCUGUUCAAGCAGUCCUGUAACCUUCGGGUUGCUCUUAAUUAGCUUAGGAAAAGUUAUUUUGCCAUACUGGUUAUUCUCUGUUGUGGUUCAAUCUGCAACUCAUAGCGUUAAAGGCAAGUUAAAUCAAUAAUGCCAAUGCUGUAACUUUCAAGAAACUCACCAGACUCGUAUCUUUUUCAACUUUUCCACAUGAUUAUAUCUAGACACCUAAAAAUCUUCUAGUAAAGACGGAGACUGCUGUGUAGCAGAAGUAAUUCUAUUUACAACAGAAGUGUUGUCGUGGUUUUGAUGGACUUCUUAGAGGUAAUUCACAGGCAUCGCUUCCUGUUAGCCCUGUGGUCUGCCUACCACAAACUUGAAACCACUACAUUCAGGAACCGUUACGGCAGAAAUAACUUAAAAUACAUGCAUGUAUAAUUAAGAAAAGGUUAAUAAUUUUUCAUGUAGUUAGCUCUUUUGUUGUUGCUGGUUUGUUUUUUUUUAUCAAAUAGAUUAUAGGGGGAAAAAUCUUUACACAAGACAGUAAACGUUCAGGAGGAAAAUACAUGUUGAAACGAUUAAGUAGUUAUGGCAAAGGAUAAGAAGAAAGAUGGCAAGAAGGCAGAAAGAUCUGUACGUCCUCCUAUUCCUGUACAAGAUGUUACAGCUGAGAGUAGUUCAACAAAGCUGACAGAUUUGGAGACCUCAGUGAAUGGAGUGGAAGAAACACAGGCAAAUCCACCAGUGAUAGCGGAUAAAGAACCAGAGGAGGUAGAGGAACCUCCAGCCCAAGAUGUUCCUCAGUACUACGAGGUGCCUGUUCUUACUCAAGUUAUUGUGAAAAGCUAUGAAGGUGAAAAAGUCCAUGGAUUGUAUGAGGGUGAAGGAUUUGCAUCUUUUGAGGGGGGAAAUACAUAUAAGGGCAUGUUUUCUGGAGGGCUUAUGCACGGACAAGGGACUUACACGUGGGCUGAUGGAGUGAAGUAUGAGGGAACAUUUGUUAAGAAUGUGCUGAUGUUUAGUGGCCGUUAUACGUGGAAUGAUGGCAGCAUUUAUGAAGGAUCAAUCAAGAAUGGAGUUAGGCAUGGAUUUGGAUUUUUCAGGAGUGGUACUUGUCCUGUUUCUUACAUUGGCUAUUGGUGUAAAGGCAAAAGACACGGUAAGGGUACUGUUUAUUAUGAUCAGGAACGUACCUCUUGGUAUUCAGGUGACUGGGUAAAUAACAUCAAAGAAGGAUGGGGGAUGAGAUGCUACAAGUCUGGAAAUAUCUAUGAAGGUCAGUGGGAGAAAAAUGUACGUCAUGGAAAAGGAAGAAUGAGAUGGUUUACAGCUAAUCAAGAGUAUAUGGGACAGUGGGUGUAUGGCAUACAGCAUGGAUAUGGCACCCACAUAUGGUUUUUGAAGAGAAUGCCUGUGUCUCAGUAUCCUUUAAGGAAUGAAUACAUAGGUGAUUUUGUAAAUGGGGAACGACACGGACAUGGGAAGUUCAUAUUUGCCAGUGGAGCAGUGUACGAUGGUGAAUGGGUUUGUAAUAAGAAGCACGGCAAGGGCAAGUUUGUUUUCAAGAAUGGUCGUGUUUAUGAAGGAGAGUUUAUAGAUGAUCAUAUAGUAGAAUAUCCUGCUUUUCAAGUAGAUGCAAUGAAUGCGGAAGAGCUAAAUGCCAUUUGCACAGGAAGUCAUCUUGGCACUGUAGAAAACAUCACAAUUAUUAAUUGCUCAGAAAAUACUUCUGUUCUGGGAUCAGAUAUUGAGUUGGAUAUAUCUUCACUGCUUGACUUGUUGCCAAGGGAAGAGAGACAUGAAGAAGUGAAACAAGUAGAAUUUGCUGUGUUGAGGCAUAUUACAGAACUGAGAAGAGUUUACACCUUCUACAGCAGCUUAGGCUGCGAUCAUUCUCUUGACAACACCUUCCUCAUGACUAAGUUCCAAUUCUGGAGACUUCUGAAGGACUGCCAUUUUCAUCACUCCAACAUAACUCUUGCUGAAAUGGAUCGGAUAUUGAGCGGUGAUAAAACACCUCUUGAGGAGAUACAUUGUCCACAUGAGACUUUACUGUUCAGAACAUUUUUAUCUUACCUUAUUCGUCUAGCAUUUCAUAUCUAUCAUGAACAGCACAAGGAGAAAGGUCCUUAUCUGCGUAAGUGUUUCUUAGAAGUGAUGUCCAGGAAUGUUAUUCCCGCUGCCUGUCGUAUCCAAGGUAUCUUAUUUUCUGAAGAACGACGUACCAUUUUUGCCAUGAGCUACAUCAACAAAUGCUGGGAAAUAUAUAGAGCUUUUUGUAGACCAAGUACCAGACCUCCAUUUGAACUCACAAUGAAAAUGAGGAACUUCCUUUGGAUGUUGAAUGAUUUUAAGCUUCUCAGCAAACAAUUAACUGCUUCAAGACUUGUGGAAAUACUUGUCAAAGGUGGUCCCUCUCUACAUGACAGCAGCAGUGCCAACCUGGAGCAGGAGCUGGUUUUUCUUGAAUUUGUUGAAGCUCUUCUUGAUUGUGCAUCAGUGUACGUUACCAGUGAUAUGAUUAAGGAGCACAUAGAUCGUGAUAAUCAGACAAGAAGUAGCUUUAGAAUCAAGGGUGUCUCCGAGGGAAUCACAAAUGUGUCUCUGUAUCCAGAAUAUUCUCUGUCCCAGUGCAAUUACAGCAGAAGUCUAAUUGGUCCACACACAAACGAUGACAUUUCUGAGGCAACUGAUCUUUACAUUUGUUCGCGGUCAUCUUCAAGCAAAAAUGUCGUAUCACAAGAUGAAAUGAAACAUGAGUCACUGAGACCUUGUGAAGACAGAGAGCAUCUUCCUCAAGAAUUUCUACUGGAUACUGCUCUCUCAUUUCACACAACUCAUGGAGAUAUCAAAGAUGUUCCAUCAUUGUUCAGCUGGGAUGCAGAAGAAGAAGAAGAUUUCUGUCCAGCAAAGGAUUUGACAGAUGAACCAAAAGAAGCCAAAACUGAACAAGAGGAGGAAUUUAGUUUGUGGAUGUGUCAGCUGCAAAUCUUUUUUACAACUAAGUUCUUUCCUGCCUACCAGCAUGAAAAAGUGCUGAGGGAAAAAAUACAAGAAAAUAGAAUACGAGAUGCUGAAUUAGCUGAGCUGAGAAAGAUCAAAGAUGAGGAGCUGGCAAAACUUAUUGCUGAAAGAGAAGAGGCAAAAAGGCAAGAAGCAGCUGCAGCAGAAAAAACAUCUGACUCCAAGAGUGCAGAUUUUAAGGAGUUAGAGGAGCUGGUCACACAGUUAGUACCCCCUCUGAAGGAAGACACCCCCAUUGUAGCACCCCCAGUUGUUACCAAGGUGCCUGCUGGCAAAAAGAGAAAGAAGAAAUAAAUCUUCUGAUGAGAAAUACUGAAGCUUCAAGUAAGUAUGUACUCUUUGAAUAAGAAACCAAACCAACAGCAAAGAACCACACAUGCAGUAAGGUCUAAAAUACAAGUAUGAUAAAACUGUUUCAGAGGGAAACUGUCUGCUCUUACACCAAAGAUCUUGGGAGAGAGAAUACAGUCAUUUACACCUGUAACCCUUUAAACAACAUUAUUCCAGAAGUCAAUAUUUGACUUCCUCCUAAAAAUUUCCUCAGUGUUAAGUUGAUACAAGAACUGGUAUCUUGUCACGAUCAUAUUAUGUUCCAAUGAAAUGGUUUCUGCUUAAAACAUGGUUUGACUGUAAUACUGCAUAUGAACAAGUAUGUAGGAAUUUGACAAAAAAUGUAAAUUGGUCUGAAGCAGGAGCUGCAAGGAACAAGUCAACCUAGAGAGUUCAUUGGUCUUUUGUUGCCAGU